AUGGCAUCUUCAACCGUUAAAAAGGACGACGCAGACCACGAUCAGUGGCAAGCAGCGCAAACAGGACAUGAUCAAUUCGAAUGGCAUCAGUCGAAUUUUCAUCAGAACCCGUCGUCUUCAACUGAACCCAAUACUGAUGCAGAUCUUCUGCACAAUCGUCUAAAUGCUCAAUUGUCUACAGAUGAAACGACGAAGAAAACAAAGCCAGAGGAUCCAUAUUUCAUCGACGAGGAAUUGCUUAUCGAACGCGAAGCUCUUCUUUCCGAAGAAGACAAAGAAAAACGUCACAAAGAAUCCCAGGCGUCAAAAGACGAAGGCAAUGAUUCAUUCGGUCGCGGCGAAUAUCAACAAGCAUUGGAGAAAUACAGCAAUGCCAUUUCCUUAUGUCCCAUGAAACACACACGUGACCGAGCGGUUAUCUAUGCAAACCGUGCUGCUUGUCUAAUGAAAAUGGAAAAAUACGAAGCUGCUGUUCAAUCAUGUACAAAAUCGAUCGAACUGGAUCCAACUUACACCAAACCGUACAUCCGCCGUGCUGAUUCAUACAAACAGAUUGAUAAAUUGGAAGAAGCACUACAAGACUAUCAAAAGAUCCUUGAACUCGAUCCAAAUAACGCCCAAGCCCGACGAGAAGUUUAUGUUUUACCGGAUCAAAUUAAGGAACGAAAUGAAAAAUUGAAGGAAGAAAUGUUAGGUAAACUGAAAGACUUGGGAAAUAUGAUUUUGAAACCAUUUGGUCUAUCGACAAAUAACUUCCAACUUCAACAAGACCCGUCGACUGGUUCUUACAGCGUUAAUUUUCAAAGAUAA
Molecule: messenger RNA, 810 nt
Organism: Adineta ricciae
Lineage: Eukaryota; Metazoa; Rotifera; Eurotatoria; Adinetida; Adinetidae
Source: the annotation of a GenBank genome assembly